This is a messenger RNA of Colletotrichum higginsianum IMI 349063, 1095 nucleotides long. RefSeq names its product Alkylated DNA repair protein AlkB. Gene Ontology annotation, cellular component: nucleus; cytoplasm. The record is from RefSeq and is a predicted model, not a curated record. The transcript has a single exon. Bases 1 to 1095 code for a protein of 364 amino acids. Lineage: Eukaryota; Fungi; Ascomycota; Sordariomycetes; Glomerellales; Glomerellaceae.
AUGGGAGCUGGAAUGGUCGAGCUUGACGCCCAUGAGCAGCCGUCGGAGGCGAUGCGGGCACUAUGGAAAGGCUAUUCGAAAGCAGAUCAAAAGGAACUCAUAAAUGGGGAUUCAAUCGAUGACCCCAGGUCAGCCGAACAAGCUGAAAAAUUCUCAGUGGCCGGGAAGAUUUCGGUUGAACAGCUCGGCACUGCUUUCUCUCACAUAACUUCAACCGCCGUUGAAGCAUCGUCACUCCAAGAGGUUCCCAUUCUCUACCACCCACUUCUGCCAGGUGCGUGGUUUAUUCUGGAGUUAUGUUUCAAGGUGACUGGUUUACUGACCGUCCCAGGGCUUCUUAUCGUACCGAACCUAGUGCCCCCCGAAGUUCAGAAGACUCUCCUUUCGCAGAUGAUCAACCGGGAUCUUAGCGUCCCGACACAUCAGACAAAUCUUCACCUUCACUACGACCUGCCUUACCCGAAAGCUACAGAUGGGUCUCCCGAGUCUUUCUUCUCAUAUCCACCUGACCAAACACCCAUCUUCACCCCUAAGGACCCCUCGGUUCACAAGCCCCUGUCCAUCAAGCAAGUCAUGGAGCGACGUCUCCAUUGGGUUACCCUCGGCGGCCAGUACGACUGGACGAACCGCAUAUAUCCCGACGAGCGUCCUCCCCAGUUUCCUUCCGACAUUGCUCAGUUCCUGGAGGCUGUUUUCCCCGAGACCCUCGCCCAAGCCGCCAUCGUCAACUUCUACACGCCCGGCGACACAAUGAUGAUGCACCGCGACGUCAGCGAGGAGACCGACAAGGGUCUCGUCAGUCUGAGCUUCGGUUGCGACGGCCUGUUCAUGAUUGCGCCGAACGAGCCCGAAAAGGUGUCCGAUGAAGCAAAGGCUACUGGCAAAGAGUACCUCCUUCUCAGGCUGCGCUCCGGCGACGCCAUCUACAUGACCAAGGACUCCAGAUUUGCGUGGCAUGGCGUGCCCAAGGUCAUGAAGGGGACAUGUCCAGACUAUCUAGCCGACUGGCCGGCGCAGGAUGGCAAGUACGAGGAAUGGAAAGGCUGGAUGCAGAACAAGCGGAUCAAUCUCAAUGUGAGGCAGAUGAGGGACUGA